Xylaria bambusicola is the source of this 2277-nucleotide messenger RNA. RefSeq lists its product as uncharacterized. Gene Ontology annotation, molecular function: CoA-ligase activity. The transcript has 6 exons. The coding region runs from base 304 to 2037 and encodes 577 amino acids. The record is from RefSeq and is a predicted model, not a curated record. NCBI's taxonomy places the organism in Eukaryota, Fungi, Ascomycota, Sordariomycetes, Xylariales, Xylariaceae.
GUUCAUGCGGAGAUAACAUAUUACAUAUUACCCAACUCCAACAGCCGGCUUCGCACCUCGGUAGAGAGAUGUGGUUCCUAGUUAAGCAGAAGCAUGGGUUUGGAUUACAUUGGCGCAGGACCUGGCGUUUAGCGGUCAACCACCUUGAUCGUUCCGGCGAUCGAUCGGAAUACCAUAAACAGGUGGCUGAGUCUGCAACGGUCUUUCUGGAGACAACCUUCAUUUCCACAAUCAACUGCUCGACGUAGGUUUUCACUUUGGGACGUCGAUCUCUGUAGACAAGGCCCGCGCCAACAGAGUAAGAUGGUUUUCACCCCGCCGGUGUGGGUUCCCCAGUUACCUUUCGAUCCGCCGGAUUCAAUAUCCAUACAUGAAUUUGUCGAAAAUGAAAGAUGUGGCCGGCAGCCGUUCAAUAGGUCUCAGAAUCCAUUCACAUGUGGGCUGACGGGGAAGACAUUUACUCACGCCGAGUUUCAUGAGCGGCAAGAGCUCCUGGCAAGAUCACUAUCAAAACGCAUGGGAUGGCGGCCAAACGAAGACACACCCUGGGACAAAGUCAUAGGGCUAUACUCUCUCAAUACGAUCGACUACCUCAUGUUUACAUACGCGGUGCACCGUCUUUCCGGUAUCGUGACCCCAGCUAACGCCAUGUACUCUGCCGGCGAGUUAGAGCACCAGCUGAAGUCCUCGGGGGCCAAGGCUUUAUUUACGUGCCCCUCGCUGCUGGAUAACGCGCUGAAGGCCGCACGGGCGAGCAACAUCCCUGAUGAUAGAGUAUUCUUGCUAGAGGUCCCAGGACAGAACCGCGACCGGCGAUUCAAGACAAUCGACGAUCUAAUCGCUGAGGGCCGCUCGAUACCCGAGCUCGAGCCCCUCAAAUGGACGAAAGGGCAAGGCGCACGGCAAGCUGCAUAUCUCUGCUACUCUAGCGGGACUUCCGGCUUACCUAAAGCCGUCAUGAUAUCCCAUCGUAACAUCAUCGCGAAUAUGAUGCAGAUCCGCUGGCACGAAGACACAGGUCGGCGCCAGAAGGGCGUCGAGACACAGACGUGCAUCGGCCUUUUGCCCAUGUCGCAUAUCUAUGCACUGGUCGUGGUCGCUAACACUGGUGUAUACCGUGGUGAUGGCGUGAUAGUAUUGCCGCGCUUCGAGCUCAGGACUUUGCUUGAGUCUAUCCAAAAGUUCAAGAUAGAAUUCAUGCACCUUGUCCCACCGAUCAUCAUCCAGCUCCUUCGAAACCCAGAGCUGUGCGCCAAAUAUGACCUAAGCAGCGUGCGCUUCAUCUUCACCGGCGCAGCCCCGCUAGGCGCCGAGACGCACGAAGACAUGCGAAAAGCGUUCCCAUCGAUCACAGUCGGCCAAGGCUACGGGCUGACGGAGACGAGCACGGUGGUCUUCGGCACAGGCGAGAACGACGUCAUGGUCGGGACAUCGGGGUCCCUCGUCCCCGCGACGCGCGCAAAGCUCCUCGACGAAGAAGGCCGCGAGAUCACGGAGUACUACAAGCGCGGCGAGCUCUUGUUACAAUCGCCCUCCGUCACCCUGGGCUAUCUGCAUAAUGAGCGCGCCACGGCCGAGGCCUUCGUCUGGGACGAAGACGGGCGGUGGAUGCGCACGGGGGAUGUCGCGGAGGUGUGGGUGUCGGAGGCCGGGAACGAACAUUUCGCUGUUGUGGACCGGCUGAAAGAGCUGAUCAAGACGAAGGGCCACCAAGUCGCGCCAGCAGAGCUAGAGGCCCAUCUCCUGACCCACCCCGCCGUGAACGACUGCACCGUCAUCCCCGUGCCAGAUGACAGCGCGGGCGAAGUGCCCAAGGCCUUCGUGGUGAAAUCGGCGUCGGCGACAGGACGGUCCGACGAGGAAGUCGCGCGCGAGAUCUGCAAACAUGUUGAAGAUCAUAAGGCGCGGUAUAAGUGGCUUCAGGGCGGCGUCGAGUUCGUCGACGUCAUCCCCAAGAGUCCGAGCGGAAAGAUCUUGCGGCGCAUCUUGAAGGAUAAAGAGAAGGAGGCGAGAAGAGCGAAGGGCGCGAAGUUGUGAUCUUGUGAUGCGGGCUUUCUCAUAUCCAGGUACUCAGUGGGACCCGUACUUUCGUAGGCGACGAGGGAUGAGUUGGCUAGAUUUCAUAUAGCGUGUCGGAGGGAUUCUGCGUUUGUAGAUAGCGAUACUGCGAGGGACAUGUCACAUCAUCACAUAUUUCAUAGCGUUGGUCCAAGACUUAUUUGUUUUACUCAUUUAUUAAGAGCUAUUAAUACAAGAUCUCUGACGGAUCAAUCAUCG